GCAAUGAUGAAGUAAAACGUGGUGUCUUACUGAUGUUGUUUGGUGGUGUUCCUAAGACAACAGGGGAAGGGACCUCUCUUCGUGGGGACAUAAAUGUUUGUAUUGUUGGUGAUCCAAGUACAGCUAAAAGCCAAUUCCUCAAGCAUGUGGAUGAGUUCAGCCCCAGAGCCGUCUAUACCAGUGGCAAAGCUUCCAGUGCAGCGGGCUUAACAGCAGCUGUGGUGAGGGAUGAAGAAUCUCAUGAAUUUGUCAUUGAGGCUGGAGCAUUGAUGCUGGCUGAUAAUGUAAGGACAUUGUACACUACUAACCAGUCAGAAUACCCUUUGACUUGCCAAUAA
Messenger RNA from Alexandromys fortis (reed vole), 338 nucleotides. RefSeq names its product DNA replication licensing factor MCM6-like. Gene Ontology annotation, cellular component: MCM complex; nucleus. Gene Ontology annotation, molecular function: single-stranded DNA binding; ATP binding; single-stranded 3'-5' DNA helicase activity. The record is from RefSeq and is a predicted model, not a curated record. The annotation marks the transcript as partial. Lineage: Eukaryota; Metazoa; Chordata; Mammalia; Rodentia; Cricetidae. Gene Ontology annotation, biological process: double-strand break repair via break-induced replication; mitotic DNA replication. The transcript has 2 exons.